GGCAGAGAAUGUGAGUAUUCUAGGGACCUGGGGAACUUGCUCUUAUGCUGCUGCUUGAGGGGAAAACUCGGGAGCGUGGGCGUGGCCUGAGAGUGCUAAAGACGCUCCCAGCUAGUGAUUGUGUCAGUGCAGCAGCUGCCCGGGGUGGAGAGUUUACACGAGAGUGGAGUCGCUGCAGAGAGCUUGGCACAACCGGGCGACACUACGUAGGGGUAGAGAGUGAGCCUGCAGACAGUUAUUGGUGCCGCCAUGCGUGUUGGAUAAUAUAACCUUCAGUGACUGGAGACAAAGAACUGAAGAGUGAUGGCUGCUGGGAAAUCUGCCAGUUACCAUAGAAAUGUGCAAAUGAAUCACCAGUUCCCACUGGUAUCAUCAAUGGACCUUUUGGGCAGCAAAUCUGCCCUUGGUGAAAGGCGCAAAGAUUUGUUUCAAAAUGUAUGCAUCCAUGGCACUCUUCCACGGAAGAAGAAAGAGAGGGUUCCUAUCAGGUCCUCUGACAUGUUCUGCCAUAUGGGAACAUUGCCCCACACUAAAUCACACAAGCUGCCUGACCCUUUAAUGCAGGAUAUCACAGAGGCAUAUCCAUUACAAGAGAGGAGAACAAAAAUAUUCAGUAUGAGAGAACAUUAUCUGGAUCCCUCUAUGGAAUAUGUCAAGUUUUCUAAGGAUCGCUAUAUAAUGGAUGGAGGAACCCCAGACAAGCUGAAGAAGGAGUUAGAGGAAGAGUUAAAGCUGAACAGUGAAGAUUUACGGAGCCAUGCUUGGUAUCAUGGGAGGAUUCCACGGCAGGUAUCUGAAAGCUUGGUGAAACGAGAUGGGGAUUUUCUUAUAAGAGAUUCUCUGUCAAGUCCUGGAAACUUUGUGUUGACCUGUCAGUGGAAAAAUCUCUCUCAGCAUUUCAAAAUAAAUAAAGUAGUCACCAGGCUGAAUGAAGCCUACUGCCGGAUUCAGUACCAGCUGGAACAUGAAAGCUUCGACAGCAUCCCUGCCUUGGUUAGAUACUAUGUUGGUAAUCGCAAGGCCGUGUUGCAGCAGAGCGGAGCCAUCAUCUUCCAGCCCAUUAACAGGACAGUGCCUCUUCGGUGCAUUGAGGAGAAGUACGGUACCUCUCCAGUUAAACGGCUGGAACUGGACAUCAUGGAAGGGAAAGCAGAACCCACCAAACGCCUGAGCCUUAACUUUGGACAGGGGGUAUCCCAGGAACAGUGCCUUGCAAGGGGCAACCUCCUAAGAAAUAAAGAAAAAAGUGGAAGCCAACCAGCAUGCCUGGAUAAUAUGCGGGAAAAACGCAGACCUCUGAAAGCCCACCAGUCGGAAAGCUACUUGCCUUUAGGCUCUCGGCAACCAUACUUAUCACAAGGAAUGGAUAUGAAAGCAUCUCCUAAACCCCAUGUCUUCAGGACAGGAAGUGAACCAACCCUAAGCCCUACAGAGAUCAGGAGGUUCAACCAUGAGGCUCAUCCUAGUGAAGCUUUAAGGGGAUCAGACAGUCAGCUGUGCCCUAGGCCUCCUCCAAAACCCACCAAGGCACCUUCCAUAAAACAAUCGCAGUCUCCACUGGUGUGGCAGCCUUCAGAGGCAAACUAUUGUGAGCUCCACCCUACUCCCCCUGAGGACUGUGCAUGGUCCGACUCCCAUUCGUCUCAUAACAGCUAUAUAGAAGAUCAAAGGAGAGAUGAAAUAGAGACAUUAUCUUUCUGUAACUCUGAACUGAGCUUCCCUGCAUUGGAAGACCGUAUUUCUCAGUGCUCGGCAACAGAUUUCUGUGGGGACAUAGAAGAUGAUGAGUUUAUUGGGCCAGUUUAUGAAACUGUUUCAUCUUUUUGCCCAAAUGACUUUCAAUCUGUUCUCCUGACUAAAGAGAACAAACCACUUGAAAUGGCUCUACUGAGACGGGCCAAAGAACUGUUCACUAAUAAUGAUCCCAGAACUAUUGCAAAACACAUCCUCAGGAUGGACUGUAAGGUUGCUAGGAUACUGGACGUCUCACCAGAAGUGGAGAGGAUGAUGGGAGUAAGCUCUGGACUGGAACUCAUUAUUCUACCCUAUGGGCACCAACUGCGCUUAGACCUAAUGGAAAGGCACACCACCAUGGCUAUUGGCAUUGCAGUGGAUAUACUGGGUUGCACAGGGAAUUUAGAAGAGAGAGUGGCAACAUUGCACAAAAUCAUUCAACUUGCAGUAGAAGUGAAGACACUGGGCGAUUAUUUUGCCUUUUCUGCCAUCAUGAAAGCACUGGACAUGCCCCAGAUUACAAGACUUGAGCAGACGUGGACCAUGUUACGCCAUCAGUAUACUCAGACUGCUAUCACUUAUGAAAAACAGCUUAAACCAUUUAGUAAAAAUCUGUAUGAAGGGGAAGGUCUGGAUGCUCAAGAAGAUACGACUGUCCCUCUAGUAAUGCCUCUAGUUACGCUGUUGGAAAGGCAGUCGGUUAUUUUUGAAGGAAUGGACUUGUGGGAAAAAAACGACCGAGGCUGUGAAAUUAUGUUUAACAACCUGCAAACAGCUCGGCAGGUAGCUCAGAAUGCGACUGUGUAUAAGAAGAAUGCAGAGAGGAUACUAGAAGGAUUUAAACCUGAUGAACUGAUGAGUGAAAUCUUUAAAACAGAAUUUCAGAUGCGACUCCUGUGGGGCAGCAAGGGAGCCUUGUUAAAGCAAAGUGAAAGAUACCACAAGUUUGGGCAAAUCCUGACGGCUCUAUCACGGAAGCUCGAACCUCCCUCCUAAAGAAGUGACCACUGGUUAAACCUUUCAACAUGAAAUCCAAGCUUGCGAUGUAGGACAGAGACUUUUAUAAGUGAAACAGACACAAACCUGUGAAGUAGAGGAGAUAACAAGACAUUUCCAAGUUGUGUAUGUUUAUGUAAAUGUUUAAUGUAUAUUUGUUUUUAAAUGUGCAUAACAGCUAUUUAUUUACUUCCAUAAAAUGUAAUGGGGUCAGUGACACUGAAAAGGAUCCAGUAUUUCUAAAUGAUUCUUCCUGGGCAGAAAUCUAGGGGCAGGGAUUUUAAACUAGAGAGCCACAGGCUGAAGGUUGCUGCCAGAACAUGGCACUUUUUUAUGGUGAAAAUUAAAUUGCUAGCAGGUGUUUUCCGGCUUUUAGUUUUUUGUGCGCCGUACACACCAUAAUUCCAAUUUGUUUGGCUUUCUAUCCACUAGCUGUAACUUUACAGCAACCGUAAAUGGAUUGUGGGGCAAUACAGUUAUGUCAAUAUGACUUAUGGGCCUAGAGCAACAGUCUCUCCAUGUGAUUUUAUGCAGGAAGGCACCCCAUCAGGUCUGGACUGAGGAUUAAAAUAAUCCUCAAUCCAGACCUGAUGGGCUGAUUGGGCUACACAGAAGCCCAAUCAGCCCACUAAAUACUGAACUUCUAUGGCACCUUAUAGUAGCCCCGCAUUUGCCAGAACCCACAGAUUGCCAGUCCGAGCCUGCACCCCAUGGCUAGUUCCCGUUUUUUUUUUGGUUUUUUUAACCAAAAAAAAAAUUCCCCAGGCAGCAGUACAGUAACCGGAAACAUCUGUGUUAGUCAGCCAUAAGCAGCUGGAAGUGCAAUGUACUCUUCAGAUGAAAGUGACUAAGAACAUUAGCACACGGGUGGAGAUCAAUAGUACCCUGAACACCACAAAUCCCCAUAGCAAAGAGUGGGAAACAGUCUCGGGCUCGUUUAGAAGGAACCAUGCAGUGUACCAAGUGCAAAUUGGAAAAAGAGCCAUUACCUGCCGUUUCUUGUACUUUGUAGAGUAUGCUUUCCAAAUGCACACUGCAUAGAAACACAGAGCCUUGACCCCAGUGAUGCAAGUGCUCUGUAAGUGAGAACGAUGGGGUGUGCUCUUGUGCCCCCCGAGAUUAGAAAUGACCUCUUCUGUCUUUGGGACAGAGGUAUCUCAUCGGAUCUGAUUCAGUGAAAUAAGUGUUUAAGGUAAAGGACACCUGUUGACUUUUAUGCAGUGGACAGUUAGUUUCCAUCUCCUAAGGGAGCUACAUGGGACUCCAAAGCCCUUUAUAUAAUAUUGCUGAAGUUGUCAAAACUACCCCACAUAGAGCUGAAUUUCCUUUUUUUUCCCCCUUUGCAAACUGAAUUGCCAAGUGUGAUUUCAGUUACUGUACUAGUGAUCCCAACCAGGGCCAGAAGCUCCCACGUGUGGCUCCUUGGGUAAAUAUUUUCCAGAUUGCAGAACGAAUCUCUGAAAUUUUGAAGGCUGAAGAAAUGAAGCAUAGCCCCUAUGUCUAAUAAACCAAUCGUACAAUUAAUGACCAGUCCAGGCACUAGAGUUUUUGUUUAAAAAAAAGCUAUUGGUAUAAAAACUCUAUAGCCCUGGAAAUACUGAUUAGACUUAGAUGGGGGGCAGUUACCCAACUCCCAGGGAGCACGGAGAAAGUUUGAUGUAAACCUUAGGGUACGUGUGCAGGUAACAACUGUUGUGGCUAAUAAACCACUUAUUCAUUGUAUUUGGUGUUGAGAAUGAACAUUUCAUGUAAGUUAUGACUUCUGUGAGAUAAACGAGUUGUCUCCAUAUUGCGGCGAUUACAACAAAUAAGAACAAGCUGGCCAUAAAAAGGUUUCCUUUGUUUUAUUCCAUGAAAAUAUUCUCAACAGAGAACACUAUUUUAAACAAUGUAUUUACCAAUAAAAAUCAACGUGUGCACAUUGGAUUAAAAAGAAACGUUCAUCGGGGGGUAAAGAUGUAUUAAUACGAGUCACGUUAACAGAACAAUGACUGUAGAACUGCGUGCGAGUACAACGCUCUUAUACUUUCCUAUCUACUCAUUUACGUUGCCUUGUUUGGCAUAAAAGCGAAUAGUGAGCGCGUGAAAACAUUUGCUUUAUUGCUUGGUGCUGACUGAACGCACUGCAAACAAUAAAACAACCUGCAACCAUCAUACAGAACAUAUUUGUUGCCAGGGGUCAAAACAAAGAUGGCAGACUCCUCUGGCAACAAAAUGGUUUAGCAACACGAUUACUAUAUAUAAAAAGAGAAAAGAAAACCUACAAAUGUUUGUAGUUUUGUUGAUAGACGCUAUAUAAAUAACCCUUGUGUACAAUAUUCAGAAUCUAGUCAAACUAUUUAAAUAGUCCCAGCCUGUUAUCAAUGCAAUAGUGGUAUUUAUCUUCCUCCCCUUUCAUGACGAGUACAAUUGGCCUGACAUCGAAAAUUUGUACAUUUUAUAGGAAAACGACUGAAGAUAACACUGAAGGACACUGGGAAAUAUGGUCACAGCCAAUAGAAACCUGGCUAAAUACACACUGGAUUGGAGUGCUGCAGCUCAAAGCCAAACCUUUUUAUCCAUUUCGGAUAACAAUUCAGUAGCAGUAAAAUGCCACAACUUGAACUGGACAUAUAGCCUACAUAUAGCAAUGUACAAUUUUUAAUGAGCAUCGCACCCUGUUCAAGCAGAAAAGUUUAAUUUGCUGCUGCAGAACCAUCUCCUGAGGCUUCCCUGCUCAGUUCUAAGAUUGCUGUUACAUAGAGUCAUAGAACUGAGCAGGGAAGCCUCAAGAGAAGCUUCCUGUCCUGUCUGAAAGGCCCUUAUGCUACAUAUUCACAAUGUUAGUGUAAAGACUUCAAAAAUGUGAAAUCUUUCAAAAUAAAAACUCAGCAAUUUUACACUGUUAUAUGGCAGAGUACAUGUCCCAUUAAACCACCAGACCACUAACACGACACUUUCAAAUUUCUAUUUUGAUUGCGUAACGAUACGGCUAGUCAACUCUCCAACACAAUAAACCACGACUCCGGAGUCUGUGUGAAUAAAAGUAUAAAUUAGACUUGGCCCUGGCGGAACAGUGAGCUACAGUUUAACACACUCACAAGUUUUGGAGAAAGACAAGUGACUGAAGUGGGCUCAGUGGACAUUUAUAUGUACAAUAUAAACAGAUCAGAAUUCAACUGGUUUAUUAAAAAAAAAAAAAAAAAAAAA
Xenopus laevis (African clawed frog) is the source of this 5919-nucleotide messenger RNA. RefSeq names its product BCAR3, NSP family adaptor protein S homeolog (gene bcar3.S). Gene Ontology annotation, biological process: small GTPase-mediated signal transduction. The record is from RefSeq and is a predicted model, not a curated record. Gene Ontology annotation, molecular function: phosphotyrosine residue binding; guanyl-nucleotide exchange factor activity. Lineage: Eukaryota; Metazoa; Chordata; Amphibia; Anura; Pipidae. The coding region runs from base 304 to 2730 and encodes 808 amino acids. The transcript has 12 exons.